AUGGAAGGCCUCACCGCAUCAUCCAGGAUCGCGCUCCUCGUGUUUCUGCUCAGCGUGGUGGGCGCCGCCGCACACGGCCGCAAGAGGGUCGUCUCGAGCAGCUCCGACGAGCCGUGCACGAAGAUGACGCUCUACCUCCACGACAUCCUCUACAACGGGGUCAACAACUCCGCGAACGCGACGGCGGCACCGGCGACCAAGCCGACGGCGCUGAGCACGACGCACUUUAGCAACGGCACCUUCUUCGGCAUGCUGGUGGUGUUCGACGACCUGGUAACCCAGGGGAAGGCGCUGCCCGUCGGGGACGAGGAGCCGGCGGCACGCGCGCAAGGGUUCUACUUCUACGACGAGGAGACGCGCGACUUCACCGUCGUUGGCGGCACCGGCGACUUCUUCAUGGCGCGCGGCAUCGCAACGAUCCGCACCGAUGAUGUUCAGGGCUCCUUCUACUUCCGUCUGCAGAUGGACAUCAAACUCUACGAGUGCUACGUCUGA
Lolium rigidum is the source of this 495-nucleotide messenger RNA. RefSeq names its product dirigent protein 5-like. NCBI's taxonomy places the organism in Eukaryota, Viridiplantae, Streptophyta, Magnoliopsida, Poales, Poaceae. The record is from RefSeq and is a predicted model, not a curated record. The transcript is spliced from 2 exons. Bases 1 to 495 code for a protein of 164 amino acids.